Brugia pahangi is the source of this 1569-nucleotide messenger RNA. NCBI's taxonomy places the organism in Eukaryota, Metazoa, Nematoda, Chromadorea, Rhabditida, Onchocercidae. The record is from the annotation of a GenBank genome assembly.
AUGAAUAUGAUGAAUAACCAAGCUGGGAAACUAAUUCAGUCAACAACCAGUGUCCGUGCACCUUCCAUUCCUCUCUUUUUCCUUUCAUCAGCACAUAUCAUGAAUUCCUACAGAUGGAUAUUCUUCAAACUUAUCUUUCUCAGCUUAAUGUACAGUACACCAGGAAAAUGGAUGUUUGUAAUGGAUGCCAAAAAAGAAAACCAAUGGAAGCAACAAACAAUACCUUUGUGGAUUUCACCGGCUUACUCGAGACGUCGAUGGGAACAAUUGGCGGAUCUAUUGUUUCAGGUACAAAACAGAACAAAUAUUAAAUUUCGAUCUUUUAUCAAAGAGAGAGAUAACGAUUACAUAUCUGUGAAGACAACUACUUAUGGCUGUUACGGACUUCUUGGAUAUGGGAAGGGUGGAGAAAGAUGGAUCAAUAUCUACGAUGAAUGUAUAGAGUACAGUCACAUUGUCUUGCGAUCAAUAUAUCAAAUUCUUGGUUUUCAAAUGAUUGCAAUGAAGGAGCCGGAAGGAAACAUAUUGUAUUCCGGUGCUGACAGCAAGAUUGGUCAUCUUAAAUUUGUUGUAUGGAAGAACAAAUUUAUUGUGGAUUCAAAAAAGCUGACCGAAGAGACCAACGAAGAAGAAUGCAUUGGAAUGGAAACUGCGACAAGUAUGAUGUGUCAUCAACCAAAUAUGGAAUUUUUUUACUGGAGCAAAGUAUACGAGAAUCUUAUCCACUCCUACCCCUACAUAGAUGACCCACUCUUUGGACAUGUGUACAGAAGGACCAGAAAUAUAAGCAACCAUGACAUCUUCCACGUGAACAGAAUUUAUAAACAGGCCAACAAGGAUUCGAGUUAUCGAUUGCAUGAUUUCGCGAAUCCUUCAGUGUAUAGGGCUGAAGAUUUCCAGAAAAUGCCCAAUGUUAUCAUUGGAUUGGCUGAUUUGUAUUGUGAGGAUAGUCUCGUUGACUGUGACUUUCUACACAAAUCUCGUGGUCAUUGCAAUUCAUUUCAGGAGUUCAGGUACAUAUUAUGUGCUCGGACCUGUGGAAUGUGUGGUAUAAGCUUACGACUGUACUACAUUAGUACACAUCAUCCUUUCUUGUACAUCCAGGAAAAGACAGAACAUCAGUUGCCAAUAUGUACCGAUGAUCUUCAGGCUGUUCUAAAUGGGACAUGUAGUCAUACAAAUUUGCAUAAUUGCUUGCUUCCCAGAUUUCGGGAAAAGUGCCGCAGAAGUUGUGGCUAUUGUCCAGAACAAAGUCGAAUUGAUUGCGAAUUUGUAACGGCUCUAAAUGCUGAAUAUUUGUACGAUCAUCCGAAUUACAAUUAUCGCUGUCAGUACAUUCGAGCCAUCUCCAAUAGGAAAUGCGAGGCGGAUGAAAAAGUUGCAAUAAAUCCGAUUACGGACUGUAUGCUAUCCUGUGGUCAUUAUGCAUGCUCUCGAGGUGACAUAGAAGAAGAUAUGGGGCAUGGGCAAGUCCCUGUGAUGCAACUGUAUGUACCACAAAAUGAAUGGCAAUUCGCGACACUUGGAUCUUUGGCUAGUUUUGAAGAAACCAAUUCAUCAUUCAGUUAA